UUUGCGUUGAACCGCGUUCAACAUGACGAAACCGUAUUUGAUAUUCUGUGCCAUCGUGUUCGCACUGCUAGUUACCGCUCAGUGCGGCGGUUACUCCAGUUGCUCCAGUUGCAACAGCUGCGUCAGCUGUGUCAGCGGACCUCCGAACUACAUGUGUCCAACCCCGCCGAAUUCCCUGGAGGUGUACUUCCCCCACGAAAGCUUCUGCACACGGUUCUACAAGUGCGUCAAUGGAAAUGCCGUCGAAGGUCGCUGCCCAUCGGGAACGUUCUUCAACCCGCAGCAGAACCUCUGUUGUCCAGACGAAUCGCUGUGCUACCGUUCGAAUGCAUGUGUCAUGCAGGUCGCAGAAUGCGCCAACUGUGCCAACCUGUUUGUCAAAUCCAACCUAAUGGCGUCGGCCUUCUUCUUGUGCAACUGCGACGGAACCGCAACGACCUUGCAGUGUCCAACGGCGUUCGAUACCUGUGCCAACGCCACCGUAACGCUGGAGUUUAUCAACGGGAACUGCGAUCCACCACCGAUGCAGAUGACCACCACGACGGAAUCGACGACGACGGAAUCGACCACGACGGAAUCGACCACGACGGAAUCGACCACGACGGAAUCGACCACGACGGAAUCGGGUGAAAAUGGUGGUGGUGGUGGUGGUGGUGGUGGUGGUGGUGAUUAA
Molecule: messenger RNA, 673 nt
Organism: Ochlerotatus camptorhynchus
Lineage: Eukaryota; Metazoa; Arthropoda; Insecta; Diptera; Culicidae
Exons: 1
Coding region: 23-673 (216 amino acids)
Cellular component (GO): extracellular region
Molecular function (GO): chitin binding
Source: RefSeq, a predicted model, not a curated record